Arabidopsis thaliana (thale cress) is the source of this 2473-nucleotide messenger RNA. It is a transcript of the gene GAUT9, whose product is annotated as galacturonosyltransferase 9. Gene Ontology annotation, molecular function: polygalacturonate 4-alpha-galacturonosyltransferase activity; glycosyltransferase activity. Gene Ontology annotation, biological process: pectin biosynthetic process. Bases 300 to 1985 code for a protein of 561 amino acids. Gene Ontology annotation, cellular component: Golgi membrane. The transcript has 3 exons. Lineage: Eukaryota; Viridiplantae; Streptophyta; Magnoliopsida; Brassicales; Brassicaceae. The record is from RefSeq and is marked reviewed.
CCAUCCUCGACAUUACAUUGUUUUUAUUUAUUUAAUUAAUAUGUUAGUUACCUCUGCACUAAAUUAAAUGAAUAGUUUUAUUUGUAUAUUUUAGGCAAGAUGGAUUAUAUAUAAUGAUUAAAUAAAUUAAGGUGUGUAUUCUUCACUAAAUGUUUGAGAUCUAUCCGUCACACUCCAGAGGUUAAACUCAGUCAUCUGUCUUUGGGGAGGACAAGCAAGAACCUCACCGACGAUUCCAUACCAAACAAAUUCCCGAUCUGGAAACAACUGACCUGUGAAGGUGAAGUGUAUCGCUGGAAAUGGCGGUGGCCUUCCGUGGAGGCCGGGGAGGCGUCGGAUCCGGCCAAUCUACCGGACUUCGUAGUUUCUUCUCCUACCGGAUCUUUAUCUCCGCUUUGUUCUCUUUUCUCUUCCUCGCCACUUUCUCCGUCGUUCUUAACUCCUCUCGUCAUCAGCCUCAUCAGGAUCAUACAUUGCCGAGUAUGGGCAACGCAUAUAUGCAGAGGACGUUUUUGGCUUUGCAAUCGGAUCCAUUGAAAACUAGGUUGGAUCUGAUACACAAGCAAGCCAUUGAUCAUUUGACACUGGUGAAUGCGUAUGCUGCUUACGCUAGGAAGCUAAAGCUUGAUGCUUCUAAGCAGCUUAAGCUCUUCGAAGAUUUGGCUAUCAACUUCUCGGAUUUGCAGUCGAAACCUGGUUUGAAAUCUGCUGUGUCUGAUAAUGGUAAUGCUCUUGAGGAGGAUUCGUUUAGGCAGCUUGAGAAAGAAGUGAAGGAUAAGGUGAAGACAGCGAGGAUGAUGAUCGUUGAGUCUAAAGAGAGUUAUGAUACACAGCUUAAAAUCCAGAAGUUGAAAGAUACAAUCUUUGCUGUCCAAGAACAGUUGACAAAGGCUAAGAAAAACGGUGCGGUUGCUAGCUUGAUUUCAGCCAAGUCGGUUCCUAAAAGUCUUCAUUGUUUGGCCAUGAGGCUUGUAGGAGAGAGGAUCUCUAAUCCUGAGAAGUACAAGGAUGCUCCACCUGACCCAGCCGCAGAGGAUCCAACUCUUUACCACUAUGCGAUUUUCUCUGAUAAUGUCAUUGCUGUGUCUGUUGUGGUGAGAUCGGUUGUGAUGAACGCUGAGGAGCCAUGGAAGCAUGUCUUCCAUGUGGUGACAGAUCGGAUGAAUCUCGCAGCCAUGAAGGUGUGGUUUAAGAUGCGUCCUUUGGACCGUGGUGCCCAUGUUGAGAUUAAAUCCGUGGAGGAUUUCAAGUUCUUAAACUCUUCCUAUGCGCCGGUCUUGAGGCAGCUUGAGUCUGCCAAGUUGCAGAAGUUUUACUUUGAGAAUCAAGCUGAGAACGCAACUAAAGAUUCACAUAACCUCAAGUUCAAGAACCCCAAGUAUCUCUCGAUGUUGAACCAUCUCAGAUUUUACUUACCAGAGAUGUAUCCGAAGCUGAAUAAGAUUUUGUUCUUGGACGAUGAUGUUGUGGUGCAGAAAGACGUGACUGGUUUAUGGAAAAUCAACUUGGAUGGCAAGGUGAAUGGAGCCGUUGAGACAUGUUUUGGUUCUUUUCAUCGAUAUGGUCAAUACUUAAACUUCUCUCAUCCUUUGAUCAAAGAGAACUUUAACCCCAGUGCCUGUGCUUGGGCCUUUGGAAUGAACAUAUUCGAUCUCAAUGCCUGGAGACGCGAGAAGUGCACCGAUCAAUACCAUUACUGGCAGAACCUGAAUGAAGACAGAACUCUCUGGAAAUUGGGAACUCUACCUCCGGGAUUGAUCACAUUCUAUUCAAAGACGAAAUCAUUGGACAAAUCAUGGCAUGUACUUGGGUUAGGCUAUAACCCGGGAGUGAGCAUGGACGAAAUCAGAAAUGCAGGAGUGAUUCAUUACAAUGGAAACAUGAAACCGUGGCUAGACAUUGCGAUGAACCAAUACAAGUCUCUCUGGACUAAAUAUGUUGAUAACGAAAUGGAGUUUGUGCAGAUGUGCAAUUUUGGUCUCUAAAGAGAGAACGAUGAAAACAAACAAACCGGAAAGAGGAAAAAAUAGGGAGAAGAGGUAACCUCGGAUCGAUGUGUUUCUGUCUUUCUCGGCAUUCUUUAACUGAUGAUACGUUUAUCUUUAUAUAGGGUUACAAAAAAAAAGAAGCAUUUUGCUUGUUAUUUCUGUCAUAGUUUUGGUCUUUAUUUUUAUUUUGUAAACUCUUCACAGCAAUAUGUUCUCCCAAGCUACAAUGUCUUGUUGUCUUUAUUUCAUACUUGUCUGCCUUAAGAAUCAUAUAGAAGAAACUCUAAAGGUUUUUUUUUUUUUUUUUUUUUUGAAACUCUAAAGGUUUGUUCUUCCCUUUCUAGAAUGCUGCAUAAUACAGGUAGGAACGUAUAAAGUGUAAUUGCAAAAGGAUUUGGUUUGGUGAUGAAUUAGGAUUCCGUUGAAGUGAGAAUUCACUAUUUGGGUUUACCCCGGCUUAAAUCAAAUGUGAUGUGUAAAACGAG